AUGGUUCAAAAUAACGAUCCAUCGACACCAUCACCAUUGAAAAUAGAUGAUCAUGGUACAUUUGGCUAUUCAAUUGAAGCCUCGGCACCAUUAUCUAUGGAUACAACAACUACUACUACUAUUACCCCGAAAGUUGGUGACUUUAGGGACCAAUUGACCGAAGUUAUGGAUCAGGGAUCACACGGUAUGAUAUAUAAAGUACGAUAUCCGCAAACUAACCGGUCGUAUGCCGUGAAAAUUGCUACACUUCACGCUGGUGAGGAUAGUAAUGUAUUGGAAUGGGAGAUCAAUUAUCUCAUGAGCGCCCGUUCAAAAUACGUGACCACCUAUUUUGAUCACGAAAUCAUUGGCGAUCAACUAUUUCUAUUGAUGGACAUCAGUGCCGGCAAUUUACAUCAUCUAUUGGACGCCAAACCUGGUAUAUGUCGGCGAAAACCGGGUGAUCCUAUUGGUGUACCCGAAUUUUAUCUGACCGCUUGGCUAUUCAAACUAUUGUUGGAAGCGGUCAAUCAUAUACAUAGUCUCGAACCGAAAAUCAUUCACCGGGACAUCAAACCCGAAAACAUAUUGAUUGAAGUGAACGGCUUUGGGAACAGUUAUGUCAAACUGUGCGACUUUGGUAUCGCUACCCAUCAGCCGAACAGUGAUAAGCUGAAAAACAGCACAAAUAUCGGCACCGGUCACUAUAUGGCACCCGAAGUGGCCGUUUCGGGUCGCGAUUAUGAUUAUCGGGCAGAUAUAUAUUCGGUGGCCGUUGUCAGCGCCGAAUUGUUUGAACUAUACGGCGAUAAUAACGAUAUCGAUAUACUAGCAGCUUGUGAUUCCAGUUUACUAAAACCGGGAGCCUAUUGUAGGGAACGGCUGACAAAGAUUUAUGACUGGCUGUGCCGUAUGCAUAGCACGAAUCCCGCCGACCGACCCGAUUGUCGGCAAGUGUUGGCCGAUUUUGAUAACUGGAAUUUUCCGAUGUCGAAAAUUAUGACGAUAUGGAUGGCCAACUAUAACGAUAGAUUCUGGAAACUGGUACCACCCGUAACACCCGAUCAACCUAAUGAAGACAAUGGUUAG
This is a messenger RNA of Oppia nitens, 1068 nucleotides long. RefSeq lists its product as uncharacterized. Gene Ontology annotation, molecular function: protein kinase activity; ATP binding. The record is from RefSeq and is a predicted model, not a curated record. Bases 1 to 1068 code for a protein of 355 amino acids. Gene Ontology annotation, biological process: protein phosphorylation. NCBI's taxonomy places the organism in Eukaryota, Metazoa, Arthropoda, Arachnida, Sarcoptiformes, Oppiidae. The transcript is spliced from 5 exons.